Fusarium odoratissimum NRRL 54006 is the source of this 1347-nucleotide messenger RNA. RefSeq lists its product as uncharacterized. Lineage: Eukaryota; Fungi; Ascomycota; Sordariomycetes; Hypocreales; Nectriaceae. The coding region runs from base 1 to 1347 and encodes 448 amino acids. The transcript is spliced from 2 exons. The record is from RefSeq and is a predicted model, not a curated record.
AUGCAGAGAUUGAAACGGCUGCUGCAGAGGAAAGGUCCUCGGAAGGAGGAACAGAGGCCUAUUCAGAUGCCUCUUGCAACACCCGCUGUCUCCGCUAGCCCAAGGGCUCCCUCUCUUUCCAACCUUGAACGGCUUCCCUUUGAGAUCCGGAACGGUUUUCUACUUGCUAUAGACUCCAUAUCAGACCUUUCUGCCUUGGUUCAUGCAUCUCCUACCUUUCAUGAACAGUAUCGACUUGACCGAGCGUUUUGGCUGUGGCAUUGCUUACAACUUGAAAUGGGCCAUAUUUAUGUUGAUGCCUAUAUCGCCAAUCAAUGCAACAGUCCUGAAUUUCGCUUGAAACGGAAUCGGGAAAGGAUUUUGUUAUUCAUUGAGGAUUACAAAUCGCAUCGCUCAUUGAUGACAGAUGUACUUACUAAACGCCCCGAUGAGGAUGAGAUCCUCAGCAUCGCCGCUUUCCAUUCUUCCGUUAUUCGCCCACUGAUAAAUCACUACGUCUCCUGGACUCAUGCAAAUAUGGAAUCUCUCUCCUCGCCGAAAGAAAUCAGCAGAACAGAGGAGAGGCGCAUCAUGCGUGGCUUAUACCGCUUCCAAAUAUUCAGUAACCUCUUUGGGCCCGCCCGAGACGUGGGCUUCCGUUAUGGAGAUAGUUUGCUUGAAGAGGAAGAAAGGCUUGGCCUAUUUCUGGAUAACUUUGAAGCAUGGGAGGUUGAAGAAAUGUUGUGCAUCAACGCCUUUAUGCACGCCAAGUAUGACAGUGUGUUUGAGGAGGUCCAAUGGGACUUGCACCCAGACAACCCGUCAUUCGAUAUCGUAAGGACUGGUCCACAUACGCCACCCGGUGCAUAUCACCUUGUCAGUGAUAUGUCCUCAGAGUGGUAUAGGAAUGGCAUGGUCUCUAGGGGACUUUCCGUUCUGUCUUCUGUAUUCAAGUCAAAAGACCACCUGAAACUAGUUGAAGUGGUCUCGGAGGAGAUUGUGGCGGUCGUCAGCGACCUGCUUUUCCGGAGCACUAUACCUUUCCUCCAAGAACAAAGACGCGAGAACCAGCACUCUGAAAAAGACCAAGCUCAGGAUGACCGAGCGAAGAUGAGCUUCAAUGGCGACUGUUAUGAGUCGCCUCCAUUGGCGUGGGUUGUUUUCUGGAAAGAGGCAUAUAGCAACCUUUUCGGCGAUUUUGUAUCACGGCCCUUGCGCCAGUGGGGGUAUGUUAUGUGGGACAGCGAUCGUUUAGCCAACACUGAUGCUGUUGCUAUACUUGAACAGGAAUGGAAAGCCAUUAAUACGAGGCCCAAUUACGAAGGAGAGCCGGAAGACCCGAGGGAUGAGAUGUUGGCUUAUCACUGA